AUGGGGUUGUUUAGCAAAGAAAAGUCACCAGAGGCUCCAAACCGCUCGAAGCGAGAGAAGUGCUGGGAAAGCAGGGACAUUUAUUUCAAAUGUUUGGACAGAAUCGAUGUGGUGAAUCCGCUAGACAAGAACGUGCAAGAGAAAAUCAGGAAAAACUGCUCUAAGGAGGAUUCCCAGUUCCAGAAAGACUGCGUGGCCUCGUGGGUCAAGUAUUUCAAGGAGAAGCGUCCUUUUGAUAUCAAAAAGGAGAAGAUACUGAGGGAGGCGGCAGAACAACAAGCAAACGCUAAAAUAGAAAAAUGAUUCCGAUCGUGUAAAUAAGGUUUCUCAUUAUUGUGUGUAUAUAAAUGACCAGGGAAGGAGUAUCAGAUUACAGAAGCUGGGGAACGCGCAUUUUGGACAUGUGAUGCUCAGUGUAGGAAUAGUGAAUGAGAAGUCUAGUGUACAAAUGUAGCAUAAGUUUGUGCAAGAAGUUUAUCUGCGGCUCGUUAGCUCGCUCCUUUGACAAUUUGUAAAAGUUGGGCAAACCUCUCUUUAUUCUCCUCUAUCUCUCUUCGCAAUUCGGACACGCGAGCGUUGUAUAGUCGUUCGCAGAUUUCUACUACCAGCGGCUCGUUCAUUCUGUAGAACUCCAUAUCCUUGUCUACAGAGUCGAUAAGCCCGUUUUCAAGCAUGAGAUUGUUGUAAAGAGCCAGCAGCUGGCUUUCAGACGGUGUCCACUGCGGACUAUCUUUCAUUAGUGGAUUUUCUUUCGUUCUCUUUAGUAUAGUGCCCAGGUCAAAAUUCUUACCUGAGGACGAAUGCAAACACUCAAACAGCGUUUGACAUAUCAGCAAGAGCGUCUGUGUGGUGUAGUUCUCGGGAACAGUCAAAUCUAUC
Ogataea polymorpha is the source of this 879-nucleotide messenger RNA. RefSeq lists its product as uncharacterized. The record is from RefSeq and is a predicted model, not a curated record. The transcript has a single exon. NCBI's taxonomy places the organism in Eukaryota, Fungi, Ascomycota, Pichiomycetes, Pichiales, Pichiaceae. Gene Ontology annotation, cellular component: respiratory chain complex IV; mitochondrial intermembrane space; mitochondrion. Gene Ontology annotation, biological process: mitochondrial respiratory chain complex IV assembly. Bases 1 to 303 code for a protein of 100 amino acids.